AUGGCGAUCCUGCAACUAAAGGCCAUCUCCGCCGUCGCACUGCUUGCACUUUCGGUCCGAGCGCCGCCAUCGCAACCUGAUCCCCGCGGCUACGGGACGAUCUUGCACGGCGAAGCAACUUGUAAGUUCAAAGACAGAAAUGGACGGAUCAUGCCUCUCGAGUACAUCUCGAAUAGCACGCAAGUGCGCGUUCGCGUCUCGCCGACCCAAUUUCGCAGAAAUGCUGGCCUCUCGUGUGUGCGGAUGGGCAGACCGCCGCCGGCCUGGGCACCCUUUGCUGUGUUCAAGUGUCAUUUUCUGGCCCAGAUUGACACCCUGGAUGGCUAUCGAUGGGUCUUCACUGCGAGUUGCCCGGCACGGUUAUGGCAAAGCCCGCUCUUUCCGCCUCUGUAUACGGAGUGCUGCGAAGCCGAAUACGAAGUACAAGUUGAAGCCUGGUACGAUAGAAUGCAGAUAAAGUUCGAGAAAGGCCAGAUCAGCGUCAAAUGUCGAGCAGACGGCGCGUGCUCGGCUUUGUUCGCUGAGCCAGUCAAGCUGGAAUGCGAGCAAAGACCGUUCUACGUGUGA
Molecule: messenger RNA, 567 nt
Organism: Mixia osmundae IAM 14324
Lineage: Eukaryota; Fungi; Basidiomycota; Mixiomycetes; Mixiales; Mixiaceae
Exons: 2
Coding region: 1-567 (188 amino acids)
Source: RefSeq, a predicted model, not a curated record